AUGGGGGGUGUAAGCAACAAUAUCGCAUUAUAUGAUGAAAUACUUUAUACGAGUGAAAUCAAACUUCAAAGAGAAUCCAGAGAUAUAAUGAUUAAUACGUGGGCCAUAGAGAAAUGUUUAGAAGAACAUGUAAUAAAUGAUACCUUAGGAAGUGACAUAGAUCAUGUUUAUACUUAUAAUGGAACCGGAAUAACAUGUUUAGAACACGCCCCUAUUUUAACUAAAAGCACCGUGAUAAGAGCGAGUAUACUUUCGGUUAUAGCAAUUUUAUCUUUCAUUGGUAAUUUUGCAACUAUGAUAAGUGUUCAGAGAGGAAAACGAGGUCGACGACGUACAAGACCGUCAUGGACAGCGAUAUACAGCCUAAUAUUCCAACUUAGCAUAGCAGAUUUAUUGGUGACCAUAUUUUGCAUAGCAGGAGAAGCUGCUUGGUCUUUCACAGUUCAAUGGUUAGCUGGAAAUGCCAUGUGUAAAAUAUUCAAGUUCUUACAAAUGUUUUCUUUGUACUUGAGCACAUUUAUCCUCGUACUGAUCGGGGUAGACAGAUGGCUAGCAGUUAAAUAUCCUAUGAAGAGUAUGGCAACAGCCUCACGGAGCGUAAGAUUGGUUAUAAUUGCAUGGAUACUCAGUUUCGUUUUAAGUAUACCUCAGGUGGUGGUUUUUCGUGUGGCAAAAGGACCAUUUCUGGAAGAUUUUUACCAAUGUGUCACCCAUGGCUUUUACACGGAGAGAUGGCAGGAGCAAACAUAUACCACACUUUCUCUGGUAUUCAUGUUUAUUCUUCCGCUUAUCAUCUUAACAGCAACAUAUGUUUCAACUGUUCGAACUAUAGCGAAGAGUGAAAAGGUGUUUCAGCCAGAAGUGAAACAAGAAAAGUAUCUAACCCCAGAUAUGAAUCGCCGUCGCCUUAUAGACCGGGCGAAAAUGAAAUCUUUAAGAAUGUCUGUUGUUAUCGUCACGGCUUUUAUAAUUUGGUGGACACCAUACUACGUUAUGAUGGUCAUAUUUACAUUCCUUAAUCCCGAUAAAAAUCUGAGUGAGGAUCUUCUAUCGGGAAUUUUCUUUUUCGGCAUGUCUAAUAGUCUUGUCAAUCCAGUGAUAUACGGCGCUUUUCAUUUGUGGCCUAAAAAGAAACGACCUAGAAAUAGUGACAGAGAAUCAGGGGGACCGCAAGCAUCCCUCUUACGUCGUGGGGAUCAUACUUCCUCUGUAAGGCUAACCACAAUCCGUUCUCUCAGGUCGUCAGCAAAAUCAUCGAACGGUCAAAAUAUGAGUUUAUUAUAG
Molecule: messenger RNA, 1284 nt
Organism: Danaus chrysippus (African queen)
Lineage: Eukaryota; Metazoa; Arthropoda; Insecta; Lepidoptera; Nymphalidae
Source: the annotation of a GenBank genome assembly